Aspergillus oryzae RIB40 is the source of this 531-nucleotide messenger RNA. RefSeq names its product NuoB/complex I 20 kDa subunit family protein. Gene Ontology annotation, biological process: aerobic respiration; mitochondrial respiratory chain complex I assembly; electron transport coupled proton transport. Gene Ontology annotation, molecular function: quinone binding; 4 iron, 4 sulfur cluster binding; NADH dehydrogenase (ubiquinone) activity. NCBI's taxonomy places the organism in Eukaryota, Fungi, Ascomycota, Eurotiomycetes, Eurotiales, Aspergillaceae. The record is from RefSeq and is a predicted model, not a curated record. Bases 1 to 531 code for a protein of 176 amino acids. The transcript has 2 exons.
AUGAAGUCCCAGGGACCGUCGAGCGACGUCCAAUUGAGUGCUGGGCGCUGGAAGUCUGGACGAGGAUAUGCUGCCAUUCUAACAACAACCGACCAACUCAUCAACUGGGCCCGCCAAGGUUCCCUCUGGCCUCUCACCUUCGCCCUCGCCUGCUGUGGCAUCGAAAUGAUGCAUGUCUCCAUGCCACGAUACGACCAAGACCGUCUGGGAAUCAUCUUCCGGGCCUCGCCCCGCCAAGCCGACGUCAUGAUUGUUGCGGGAACGGUGACUAACAAGAUGGCACCGGCGUUGAGGCAAUUAUACGAUCAGAUGCCGGAUCCGAAGUGGGUGAUUAGUAUGGGGAGCUGUGCUAAUGGGGGUGGAUACUAUUAUUAUAGUUAUAGUGUGGUUAGGGGUGUUGAUCGGGUGGUUCCGGUGGAUAUUUAUGUGCCCGGGUGUCCGCCGACGCCGGAGGCUUUGAUGUAUGCAAUUUUUCAGCUGCAGAAGAAGAUUAGGAGGACGAAGGUGACGAGGAUGUGGUAUCGGAGGUGA